AUGAAAUGCUAUCACUCGCUGCCGCUAUCACUCACUGUUGAUCGCCAUGCUUUUCAAGUGGUUUAUUCUCCUUUAUUCAAAUUUGGUUAUUUUUUGGAUGAAGUAAUUACAACUUGUUUCGUGGAAGUUGCCAUACAUGACGAAAACAAAAAGCGUCCAAAUGUGGGUCCAAAUUAUUGUUUAGAUAUGAGCCCAGAUACAUGCGGAGCCUUAUUCAACAAACUGAGAGAUACUUAUGUCACCAAUCUCAAUCCGUAUGCAUUUUUCGAUCUCAUAUAA
Dracunculus medinensis (Guinea worm) is the source of this 279-nucleotide messenger RNA. Lineage: Eukaryota; Metazoa; Nematoda; Chromadorea; Rhabditida; Dracunculidae. The record is from the annotation of a GenBank genome assembly.